AUGUUGAAGAUAGAGGCUCUUCUAAGGCUCUUCACCGUGGGACUCUUAGUUCUAACAGCUUGCCUAGUCGGAACUGAUAAACAAACUAAGACUGUCUUCUUCUCCGUUGAGAGGAAGGCCACUGUCAAGGACUUGGACGCUCUCGUGAUAUUGAUGAUCGUGGAAACUGUUGUUGCUUUCUAUCAUCUUCUUCAACUUGGAAAAUGCUUCUUCUUUCCUCGGUUCAAGGAAAACAAAGCUCUGCCUUAUUCAACCCAGGCAUGGGUUUUUUUCUUCUUAGACCAGACGGUGACCUACAUUUACUUUGGAGCAACCAUAGCUGCAGCUCAGGCCUCAGCAUUAUCAGUAACUGGAGCAAGUGAUUUCCAAUGGAUGAAGGUGUGCAACAUAUACACUAGGUUCUGCAUUCAGAUCGGAGGGUCUCUUUUCUGUGGCCUCGUCGCAGCGCUCCUGAUGAGCAUUGUUUCGUCGAUUUCAGCCUUCAAUUUGUUUAGACACUACUCCCCGAAACAAUUCUUCGCCCUCAAAGGCUGA
This is a messenger RNA of Nelumbo nucifera (sacred lotus), 534 nucleotides long. Its product is annotated as CASP-like protein XL3. NCBI's taxonomy places the organism in Eukaryota, Viridiplantae, Streptophyta, Magnoliopsida, Proteales, Nelumbonaceae. The record is from RefSeq and is a predicted model, not a curated record.